GGCAGUAGCCUUCCCCACACACUUCCCGCCUAGCGCUGCGACAGGCGGACUGCUCGAGCGCCCUUGAUGCCGAACGGUUUAUGUCCUAGUACAUUUUGUGCAAGCUGCUUACCUGCCGGGCAAGGUUUCCAGCUUCUGGGCGCUCCAGGAAAGCUUGAACCAUCGAGCUUUGUCUUCCUCGGCAACAGCUGCUUUAGGUGGUUUGACACGUGUGGACGAUGCUAUGAACGCUGGCGGUAUUACGGAUAGGCCCCCCUGCAGGAGAACACACCCCACUCGUCCAACGGCCAACCGUAGGAGCGCCAGCAUUUGUCUGAUCGAAGAGGCAAUCACAAGGCCAUGCUAUCGCUGCAAUUGAUGUCGCCCACGAGCUUGUUACGAAAAGAGACAACGUCUGGGGUGACCAUCAAGGGGGGUCCUUGCGCUUCGAGGUUCUGCCUAUACUCUAGCUAUGUAUCAUGGACAGCAAUAAGCGUCGUCAUGUCGGCCAUCGACGUGACAACACAGUGCUUCCUCUUGCAGCAGGCGUCGCUGUGGUUGCCGCUUCCUGUUUGACCUUGUUUGUAAAGGCAUUAUUGAAGCGUAAUAGUAAACCGACGCAAAAGCAGGGCAAGGGGCGAGAGGGCGGCUCCGCGCCCAAGAGUCCGGGAGCAGGCGCCUACGUUCGGGGUAUGCGCGAGCGCGAGUAUGUGCGCCUCAUCCCCGAUGUGGAGAUGCUGUCGCUCCAGUCGUUGCUGCGCCGCAUCCAAAAGGCUCGUGGAUGGCAGUUCAGAGAUGACGCCGCACGCGACCAGGCCUGGGCUCGCGUGUUGGCAACCGCGCAGUCGGCUGCGGGCGGAGCCUGGCCGCUGGACUUCACGCCCAAUGACGUGACGCCUGAGCAGCUGCAGGCGCUGUGCGACGCCGUGGAGGCUGAGUUCCUAGGGGGCCUCCUGGCAGAGCAGGUACGGCGGGCGGGCCGGCCACGCAUCCGUGUGGUCCUGGGCGUGGACCCUCGGGACCCCUACUCCUGGCUGUCGGGCCUGCACGAGGACAACACCAUCUUCGUCAACUCCAACCGCUGGCGGGAGGAGGUCAGCCAGGACAACCCGCUGGUGUUUGAGGGCGCGCUGUGCCGCAGCAAGCUCGAGGCGCUCGCGCACACACUGGGGCACGAGCUGACGCACGCGGUGGUUCUAAACUUCUUCCCUGCUAUGGACGCCUCGUCGCCCGCCUACACGCCCGACGAUAAGCACGGCCCCGUAUUCAUGUGGCUCAAUCGCCGCCUUUUCGGGCACGUGGGGCACGCCAGCAAACGGCUGUUCAACACCUGAGCCUUGCACCACAACAGAGCAGGCGGCCUUUGGACGUCUUGAAUGCCAGUCCAUGGGAAACGGCUGGAGCGGUGCGCGGUGGCGGCAUGCCGCCAUGGGGCUUAAUGGCUCCCCACAAAGCCGGGCGCGCGGCGGGAUGCGCUGCGGCCACACGGCUCUUCGAUUGUGUGGUGAUUGAUGGCAAGCGGUGAUGGCGGCGGCGGUGGCCUGUGCGGCUGACCGCUGGGGGCACUGGCUACGGCGGAUGCAUGCAGCAGGUGCAGCGGAGGCCCAUGCGGGCCGCGCACACCAAAGGCAAGGACACCUGCGCCAAAUCCGUGUGCAGCUGGCGCGAGCGUUACUGACUUCCGUUACUCGCCGACUGGAUGCUGGCUGGCGGUCGGCACUAAGAGCACGACCGUCUGCAGCGUCUGUGUCUUCGGGGAUGUUCUGGCUGUAGACUGCGUUGCAACUGGAAGGAUCUGACGUUGCGGCUGGAUUCAAGAAGAUGUGGGCUCGGGUUUGGUCCAGACUCCGGUAGUCGCUGGAACGUGGGGGCGUGGGGCGCGAUCGCGCGCGCCCGAGGUAGCACCCUUGAGCGCGGGAAUCAAAUGCGUGUAAGCGUGCUGACAUGCGCUGGCAAACACAAGGGCACAGCGGGUCUGACACCCUGUCUGACAUAUCUACGCGACGUUACAACCUGUAAUGUCAGCGCAUG
Messenger RNA from Chlamydomonas reinhardtii, 2010 nucleotides. RefSeq lists its product as uncharacterized. The transcript is spliced from 5 exons. The record is from RefSeq and is a predicted model, not a curated record. Bases 459 to 1313 code for a protein of 284 amino acids. NCBI's taxonomy places the organism in Eukaryota, Viridiplantae, Chlorophyta, Chlorophyceae, Chlamydomonadales, Chlamydomonadaceae.